CUCUCCCUCUCCCUCUCCUCAUGCUCAGGACCCUGAUGCCUCUGUUUGAUGCUGACUCUGGCCUGCUCAUCGUGUCAGCUAAGGGAGACAGUGUUGUGGACUGCUUCGAGGUGUCUGCCAGCGAACCGUUCCUGUCUCAAGUGAGCCACUGCCUGACCGACGCCCCCACCCGCGGCAUCGCCAUGGUACCCAAACUGGCGUUGGACGUCAUGUCCUGCGAGGUGGUGCGCGUCCUGCAGUUGACGGACAGCUACAUCGUACCAAUCAGCUACCACGUCCCCCGCAAGUCAGGGCAGGAGUUCCAUGCAGACCUGUACCCAGACACUCUGGGUCGCACUGCCGCCAUGGAAGCAGAAGAGUGGUGGAGAGGAGGCAACAAACUGGUGGAGCGAGUGACCCUCCACCCAGACCAGCGCUCCAAGUCCAGCUCUCAGCCACCAGCCAAUCAGACACCUGCCAAUCAGACACCAGCCAAUCAGACACCUGCUAAGAAGGAGCUGCCUAGUGGGAGGAGCAAAGAGUCCUCCAGCAGCCCCCUGAGUACCCCCACCAGCAGCACCGCCCCCUCCCGCUCCCCCUCCUCCACCUCCGGCCUCUCCUCUGGGUUCCUGCCCAGCCCCAGUCCCAGCCAGAGCACCAAGACCAUCCACAGCAUGCUGGGACCCAGCUCCAAGUUUCGCCACAUCCAGGGGACGGUGAUGCACAGGGACACCCACUUCACCAACCUGAAGGGCCUCAACCUCACCACGCCUGGCGAGUGUGACGGCUUCUGCGUCAACCGCCAGCGCGUGGCGGUUCCCCUCGCAAUCUCAGGGGGCCAGAUCGCAAUCUUUGAGCUGGCUCAUCCUGGCAAGCUGCCAGACACUGCCUUGCCAACCAUCCAGAACUCGGUCAACGUGGCCGACAUCAGCUGGGACCCCUUCAACACACACCGGCUGGUUGUGGCUGGUGAGGAUGCCAAGAUCCGUGUGUGGCAGGUACCAGAGGGGGGUCUGACUGAGACCCUAACCGAGCCAGAGUGCAUCCUGCAGGGCCACACAGAGAAGAUCUACUCCGUCAAGUUCCACCCCCUGGCGUCAGGCUUGCUGGCGUCCUCGUCCUACGACCUGACUGUGCGCCUCUGGGACCUGGAGUCCGGGAACGAGGUCAAACGGCUCCUCGGACACGAGGAUCAGAUAUUUGGCAUAGCAUGGAGCCCAGAUGGGAAGCUUCUGGCCACUGUGUGUAAGGACGGCAAAGUCCGCAUCUACGACCCUCGCCGCUCUGCUGAGCCCAUACAGGAGGGCACUGGUCCAGAGGGGCACAGGGGGGCUCGUGUGGUGUGGGUGUGUGAUGGCAAAUACCUGCUGGUGUCCGGGUUCGACAGUCGCAGCGAGCGGCUGCUCUACCUGUUCUCCGCCGACGCCCUGUCCUCCGGGGCCGUCGCCAGCGCCCCCGCCGACAUGUCGCCCUCCACCCUCAUCCCCUUCUACGACCCGGACACCAGCCUCGCUGUCCUCACGGCCAAGGGUGACACGCGUGUCUACAUCUUUGAGAUCCUGCCGGAGGCGCCCCAUUUCCUCCAGUGCAGCAGCUACAACUCUCCAGAGCCCCACAAGGGCUUGGCCUUCCUGCCCAAGACGGAGUGUGACGUCCGUGAAGUGGAGGUGGCCCGCGGUCUGAUGCUCAGCAAGACCACCAUAGAGCCUGUGGCCUUCAGGGUCCCCCGAGUCAGGAAAGAGUUCUUCCAGGAUGACGUGUACCCUGACACGGCCGUGUGGUGGGACUCGGCCCUGACUGCCUCCGCCUGGCUCUCUGGAGCCGACGGCCAGCACCGGAGCAUCAGCCUGAGACCCAAGGACAUGACCCUAGUGAGCGAGGCUCCCAAGGAGGCCCCAGUGAGGAAGUACCUGCCCUCUUCUGUCUACCUGGAGGAGAAGACUGAUGAGCAGAAGAAAGAUGAGUUGCUGAGCGCCAUGGUGGCGAAGCUGGGGAACAUGGACGACCCUCUUCCACAGGAGUCCUUCCAGGGUGUGGAAGAUGACGAGUGGGAUGACUAGUGUGUCUGUUGCCUUGUGGACCAAUCAGGGUGCCAGUAUCUACCUGGAUGCCAUUCUUGCGUGCCAACCUACAGCUGUGCCAGACGAUCAACUUUCCAGACUACCCUGUAACCGUGCCAUCCUCUACCCUGUAACCAUGCCAUUCUUAAGACUACCCUGUAACCAUGCCAUUCUUAAGACUACCCUGUAACCAUGCCAUUCUUAAGACUACCCUGUAACCAUGCCAUUCUUAAGACUACCCUGUAACCAUGCCAUUCUUAAGACUACCAACUCAUACCUCCCACACAAAUACUGUGCGUUUAGAACCUGUAGUUUCUCCACCAUACUGUAAAUAGCAUCCUUGUUCUGAUGGCUAACAUUUCCCUUCUUACGUCGGAUAACAACACCAAUAUGGUCCUUAUUUUCUUACUCUCACAGUUGCUUGUAGAUGGAGCCAUAGCUGUUUCUGCAUGCAACAGGUGCUUCAUCCACAUUUGUGCCUGUUUAAUGACCAGCUUGUUUUAAUGCAGCCCUUCCAUUGAUGUUAGGAUGCUCCGGAUCUGUGUUUGACAAUGGCUGUACACUGUUCUUGUAAUCUUGUUGUAAAUGAACAGCAUGCUCUUCUUCAGUACACUCUCUGCUCUUCCGGUUUGUCGCCUAUGCACACAGUACACACACACAGAUCCUGUAGCCUUCCAUCGCUUAACAGAACUGUAUCUGUAAACCAGGGGCCUAGGUUUCACAUGUGGGGGGGCAGCUUUGUUUAACUGAGGACACUCAUUUUCUUAAUGAAAGCGCGGAGGGCAGAUGAGCCUUUGGUUUGAAACCAACGGCCCUGCUGUAAACACACACACACACCUGCAAAUAGACUGUUUAUACAUACCAAGAACUUCCAAGCAAGGUCAACAAGUUCACAGUAAUAACAGACUUGGCAAACAGUUUUUAAAUAAGCUUCAGGUUUUUCAAUAAAUCUUUUUCUUGCGAAUUGUGACUGAGUACGGUGGCUGUCUGGGGCCAUUCCAUGUGUUGAGUUUUUGGGAGAUUGGUGCAAAAAAAAUCAUCUCUAUGGGCCAUAAAAAUAUAUUUUCCACUGGGUAAGAGUCAUGUAAUGGAUGUCUAACCUUCUCUGUAUUGAAGUCUUACAUGUUCUGGUGUUUAAUAUGGUGGAUGUAUCUCUUUUAGUUUAUUUUUAUGCUGUUAAACUGGAAUCCAGCUCACCACAUAACUUUCCAGCCAUAUGGGCAUUCCGUACUAAUGGAAACAUCUUUUCACUUGUUUUAUAUCACAUAAAGCAAUCCUUAUGUUGACUUAUGUUGCAACAUACAGUAUUAAUACUUUACAAUACAAUCAUACAGCCAUGAAAACUUAGUUAAAAUCAGGGCUACAGCACAAGGCAAUAUCUUACCCAGGCUUAAACCAAUUGUGUUUACAGUUUCCAGAGACUGGAAGUCCCUGGUUAAUAUACCAACCAUGCAUGAUAGGGGUGCACAUUAUGAUGUACUUGAAGAGUUAAACACAUUCAUGUGUUGACUGUUCGGUGUCCUUGCUAUGCUUGUGUAACGUGUUUGUGCCUGUAAUCUCCUUUGGGAUAUUAAUGACAUACCUUCCGUGUGUAAAAGCACAACAUUUUAUACAGUGGAUAAUAAAAUUGUUUUCUCUUGG
Hypomesus transpacificus is the source of this 3680-nucleotide messenger RNA. RefSeq names its product coronin-7-like. Bases 21 to 2039 code for a protein of 672 amino acids. The record is from RefSeq and is a predicted model, not a curated record. NCBI's taxonomy places the organism in Eukaryota, Metazoa, Chordata, Actinopteri, Osmeriformes, Osmeridae. Gene Ontology annotation, molecular function: protein binding. The transcript is spliced from 19 exons.